Trichomonas vaginalis G3 is the source of this 1236-nucleotide messenger RNA. RefSeq lists its product as uncharacterized. NCBI's taxonomy places the organism in Eukaryota, Parabasalia, Trichomonadida, Trichomonadidae. Bases 1 to 1236 code for a protein of 411 amino acids. The record is from RefSeq and is a predicted model, not a curated record. The transcript has a single exon.
AUGGAAACGAAAUUUGACUUUCAAAUUAAUUCUGAAUCAAAACUCUCUAUAUUUAAUUCGUAUUUCAUCAAUUGUAAUGUUGAAUCAUUAGAUGUUGAUAUUAUUCGUGAUUGUUAUUUUAAGAAUUCAACUAUUGUUAGUAUCACAGGACGUAUUGAAACUGUCUUCACGGACAACGCAACAUCUGUAAUCAAUUGUUCAUUUACUCAAGAAAUUCCAUAUCCAGAAGUUGAACCAAUUCUUUGUCCAUCAAUUCCAUUAGAGAAGAAUUACACGAAUCAUGAACAAAAUUCAUCAAUAAGAUUCACAUUCAUAGAUGAAAAAAUCGAAGUUACCAAUUGCAAGUUUAUUAAAGUCAGUGUUCAACAUGAUGAAGGCUCUGCAAUUACUAUUCUACGACCUGCAUAUCAAUACUUUGUUUCUGAUCCUUUCAUUAAGAUCGACAAUGUUUUCUUUUGGAAAUGUCAAUCUGAAUUGAUAUCAGGAGCUAUUUAUAUUGAUUAUUCAAGUUCUCAUAUUGAAAUGAGUCACAUUUGUGGUAUCGAAAUUUCCGGGAUGAUGUUUCAAUUUUGCUAUAUAGAUACUAAAUCAUAUUUUUCAUUUAACAGCAGCACUAUAUAUUCUGAUUUUAAAUCAGCAAAUGCUUUAUCCUAUGAUGUUUAUGAUAUAAAUGGAUUAUUUUACUAUGGAAAUAGAAUAACAACAAUAAUAAAUGGAAUCAAUACUUCGAAAUGCUAUACCAUUGGAAGUGUUUUUAAUCUUCACAAUUCAACAAUAAAGUUUUGUCAAGAAGAAGCAAUUUAUACUGCUUUCUUUACUGCAUAUGUAUUUGUUGAUGUUGAUUACUAUAAUUUUAUCAACUCUAGUACUGUUAAUCAAUCACUUUUUAUAGAAAACAGUGAUUAUAAUUCAAAUGUAACAUUUAGUCACUGCGUGUUUAUUGAUUCGCCUUUAAUAGAAUUUUUCAAGGAUUACGCUGAUACAAAUAAUAUUUCAUUCAUUGAUUGCAAUAGUACAAAAUUGAAUAAUCUUGAAUCAUAUCUUUUGCCCGCAUGCCGAACUCCUAAUUUCAAUUCGAAGAAUUACAAAAUGAUUAUUUAUUAUUCAGUCUCUGCAGCUCUUUUUGUUUUGGUUGUUGCUAUUGUUUGCAUAGCUUAUUAUUGGAGUAGAAAGAAAAAUGCAAAUUUUGAGAAAAGAUUAGAACUUGACAGAGAACUUGCAGGAGAUUUUGGAUAA